AUGCAAUCGGAGUCCACACUCGCCCCCAAACAGCCCCCUUCCGACCGGCACGAGGUGAUAGCCGUGCUGGAGUCCAUACACGUGCCGUGGGAGGACUUCGACAGCAGCCCCAGGACCAACGAGGCGCUGCUGUACAAGAACACCAUCGCGGGUGAGGAUGAUAUUGCCGCACGGAUCAGGGACGCCAGCAUCGUCAUCUGCACGAUCUGUAGGCUCACGGCUGAGACGCUGAGGCAGGCGCCGUACUUGAAAUGCAUCAUCAGCCACGCCGUGGGGACGGAUCACAUCGACCUGGCCUACUGCCGGGAGGCCAACAUCCAGGUUAUGACCUGCACAAACUGCAACACCGAGUCUGUUGCUGAGCACGCCCUCUCGUUGUACUUUGCCACGAGGCGGAGUCUCGUCUCUGUCCACAACACACUGGCCGACUUUGGGCCAGACCGCCCCAACGGGUGGAAGUCCAAGGGCAGCCUGAACAAACUGAUGCGCGACGGUACAGGGGCGCCGCCGCGGACGUGCGCGCAGGAGACAGCGGGCGUGGUCGGCUACGGCGCCGUGGGGAAGCACAUCGCCAGGCUGUGCAGGGCCUUAGGGAUGGAGGUGAUGAUCUCGCAGCGCAAAGGCGACGCUGCUCCCGGCACGGCAAUGCCCCUCACAAAUGGUCAGCAAGAAGGAGUGGCAGCAGCAUCAGCAGCGGGUGGGGAGCCGCCGCGCGUCCCGUUCAAAGACGUCCUCACGCAGGCGACCGUCCUCUUCCUGGCGCUGCCUCUCACCCCCCAGAGCACAGGCCUGAUCUCCGCGCCCGAGCUGUCGCAGAUGCGGCCCGACGCUGUCUUGGUUAACGUGUCGCGGGGCGGGAUCGUCGACGAGGCGGACGUGGUGGGCGCGCUGCAGUCCCGGGCCCUGUUCGGGUACGGCACCGACGUGUUCGCGCGGGAGCCCGCUGGCGGCAGCGACGACAGCCCUCUGCUGGGCGCCGCUGAGGCUGGGGGGCUGAACCUCACGCUGACGGGCCAUCUGGCCUGGUUCUCGGGCACGACCAUGUCGAACCAGGUGCGCAGGGUUAAGGAGAACCUGAGGGCGUUCCUGGAUGGCGAAAUAGGGCCAGAAGGUAUUGUUGUGCAGAGGGACUUUGAAUCAGGCGAAAGACCGGGCAUUACAGCUGCGUGA
Diaporthe citri is the source of this 1170-nucleotide messenger RNA. RefSeq lists its product as uncharacterized. Gene Ontology annotation, molecular function: NAD binding; oxidoreductase activity, acting on the CH-OH group of donors, NAD or NADP as acceptor. The transcript has 3 exons. Bases 1 to 1170 code for a protein of 389 amino acids. The record is from RefSeq and is a predicted model, not a curated record. NCBI's taxonomy places the organism in Eukaryota, Fungi, Ascomycota, Sordariomycetes, Diaporthales, Diaporthaceae.